This is a messenger RNA of Anguilla anguilla (European eel), 3834 nucleotides long. Its product is annotated as protein ABHD15-like. Lineage: Eukaryota; Metazoa; Chordata; Actinopteri; Anguilliformes; Anguillidae. Gene Ontology annotation, molecular function: short-chain carboxylesterase activity; monoacylglycerol lipase activity. The record is from RefSeq and is a predicted model, not a curated record. The coding region runs from base 776 to 2290 and encodes 504 amino acids. The transcript is spliced from 3 exons.
GGGAGGGAGUUUCAGAAUGUCUCCAUCACACGCAGAACGCAAUCGAGUCCUCGCGCUUGUAUUUAUAACACAGUCCACACGCGCCCACGGCUGCGGAAACCACCAACAGGCAGAAGCUCUCGCACCACUCUUAUUGCAUAUAGGCUACAACCCUACAGCCUACGCCGAAUUCUCAGCACAGCCUAGAUGUCGGCAUUAGCACACUGCCACGCCAUCUAAAUGUAACAUACAUGUGCAUUUUUUAUUAUUAUUAUAGUUAUCCAAAAGUGGAUCCAGAUGUGGCUCUAAAGAUUGUGCGGUUUGCUCCUCUACCCGGCCAGACGGGACCACGCGAACACCGGGGCUGCUCUCGAAGAAGAACAGCACGUCGCCCGCCUUUUUUUAAUACCUGGGAACGCGAUGAAGAAUACUUAUCCAACUGAAUGCCGCGUUUAGUUUUCCACUUAAACAAAUAUGUGUACAGUGCAAGCAAGAUUGAAGUACUGCGAAAACACGCUUUUGGAAAAAUGGGAAAAGAAUGUACAGAAUCCGGUCGAAACGUCCCUGCAUUUCAGCUUUGAAGAACGGAGCGAAACACGUGUUUUGGGAAAGAGCAGCGAACACAGGCGCGCGGUGAAUGAAAAAGCAGUCACGCGUCCGGAAUUCCAUCCCUUGUUUACGAAAAAUGCCCUUUGCGGUAAACUUUCCAUAAACAUUUUAUGUCCUUGAAGCGGAGUGCCUGCUCCAGUGCGUACCUGUACACGGUCUGUUUGACUGCCUGCCCUCCAGCAGUGCGAUGCUGGAAUGGUUCUUUGCCGUUUGCAUCUUGAUAGCGGCGGCUUUGUUUUGGCCGGCGUCCCUGUACUUUGCCUCCGGAGGCCCGUUGCCCGCGCCGCCCGGAGCGCCGGGGAGGCGGAUUUUGGGGUGCCGGACGGGGGGGCGACGGGGGGACAGGUGCGGCCCCGACCUCGUCCCCGCGGCGACGGGCGAAGCGGAGGGCGUGGCGCUGGUGUGCAAGCCGUCGGCGCUGGCCCGCUACCUGCAGAGGCACUGCGCGGCGUUCCGCAGCUUCGCGGCGGCCCCGCGCUGGAGCUGGCGGGCCAGCGCCUUCCUGCAGACCGUCGCCGCCGCCUGCUGGCCAGCGGAGGGCGCCGUGCGCUUCGCGCGCGACCACCUGCAGGUGGCCGACGGCGGCCUGGUGGCGCUGGACUGGGCCGUGGCGGGCGGCGAGGGGCACAAGCGCCGGAGGACGGCCAGCGACUCGGCCAGCCCCGUGCUGCUGGUCAUCCCCAACUCCUUCGGCAAAAUCACCUGGAAUGUCCUGAAGCUGUGCGACCUGGGCCUGAGCCACGGCUACGCCCCGGUGGUGUUUAACCGGCGGGGCCAGAACGGGGCGGCGCUGGCCACGCCCCGGCUGCAGCGCUUCGGCGACCCGGCGGACCUGCGGGAGGCCGUGCGCUACCUGCGGUACCGCCGGCCCGGGGCGCGCCUCUACGCCGCCAGCGAGAGCACCGGGGCGGGGCUGCUCCUGUCCUACCUGGGCGAGUGCGGCUCCUCCAGCUACCUGACCGCCGCCGCCUGCCUCUCCCCCGUCCUGCGCUGCCAGGCCUGGUACGAGAGCGCCCCCUGCUGGCCCUACGGCUGGGCCCUGCUGCUCUACCAGAAGAUCUGCCUCAGCAGGUACAAGACUGCUCUGGGGGAGACCAUUCGCACGGACGCUGUGUUCUCCUGCAGUUCUCUGAAGAGCCUGGAAGAGGCGCUGUUCUGCCAGCCGGAGCCCGAGCCCAGGGGGGCGUCGGGCAGGGAGGGGGGCGGGGUGGAGGGCGGGCUCAGCUGGGAGGAGUACUGGGAGAGCAACGAGCCGCUGAGGGACGUGGACGAGGUGGCGGUGCCGGUUCUGUGCGUGUGCAGCCGGGACGACCCGGUGCGGGGCGAUCCCAGCACCACGCUUCCCUUCGACCUUUUCCACAGCAACCCCCACCUCUUCCUCCUGCUGACGGAGCAGGGCGGGCACUGCGGCUUCGCCCAGCCCGGGGGCGGGGCCGGGGGCGGGGUCAUGGGCACGGCCCCCUGGAGCCACCGCGCCCUGCUGGAGUUCUUCCGCGGCGUCACGGACUUCUUCGCGGCCGAGGAGCGGGCCCAGGCCGCCUCCCACCGCCGGGGCCUGAGGGGCGGAGCUGGCGCCGGCCCCGUCGCCGUGGGCAACAGCAGGGGGUUCCGCCACUGCAGCAUCAGCGCCUGCAAGCGGCUGCCCGCCUGUUCCCACUCCAUCCACUCCAUCUACAGCUGGCAGCGGUCCUACACCCGCUAGAGAGACCAGGUGACCCACCGAUCAGGUGAUCCACUCACCCGGUGACCCGCUGAUCAGGUGAUCCACUCACCCGGUGACCCACUGAUCAGGUGAUCCACUCACCCGGUGACCCGCUGAUCAGGUGAUCCACUCACCAGGCGACCCAGUGAUCAGGUGAUCCACUCACCAGGUGACCCACUGAUCAGGUGAUCCACUCACCCGGUGACCCGCUGAUCAGGUGAUCCACUCACCCGGUGACCCGCUGAUCAGGUGAUCCACUCACCAGGUGACCCACUGAGCAGGUGAUCCACUCACCAGGUGACCCGCUGAGCAGGUGAUCCAUUCAACAGGUGACCAGGUCACCCUGCUGCAGCUCUAAGAGGGUCUGAGCCAGCCUGUGCAGGCUAACUGCAGGUGAACAGGUGACCUGCUCCAGGUUGUGCAGGCUAACUGCAGGUGAACAGGUGACCUGCUCCAGGUUGUGCAGGCUAACUGCAGGUGAACAGGUGACCUGCUCCAGGUUGUGCAGGCUAACUGCAGGUGAACAGGUGACCUGCUCCAGGCUGUGCAGGCUAACUGCAGGUGAACAGGUGACCUGCUCCGGGGUGUGCAGGCUAACUGCAGGUGAACAGGUGACCUGCUCUGGGUUGUGCAGGCUAACUGCAGGUGAACAGGUGACCUGCUGUGGGUUGUGUAGGCUAACUGCAGGUGAACAGGUGACCUGCUCCAGGUUGUGUAGGCUAACUGCAGGUGAACAGGUGACCUGCUCCGGGUUGUGCAGGCUAACUGCAGGUGAACAGGUGACCUGCUCCGGGUUGUGCAGGCUAACUGCAGGUGAACAGGUGACCUGCUCCAGGUUGUGCAGGCUAACUGCAGGUGAACAGGUGACCUGCUCCAGGCUGUGCAGGCUAACUGCAGGUGAACAGGUGACCCUACUGCAGAUUUGGCUUCAGUAAGGUGUGGUCCUUGAGCACACUCAUCAUAGAUAUUUUUGGGUUUUUCUUUCUUUCUGUUUAUUCUGGUUUAAUUUUCUAGACAGCUAUAUGCACCAGCGCUGGUUCAACCCUGUAGUGACCCACAGUUAAACGUUCUCAGCAGGGAUACAUGGGCUAGCUGCAGAUGGAGGUUAUGAUUAUUCAUGAAAAAUGCCAGAACUGAUAAAUUAUUUCGGGCUGAUUAAACAAUCAAGACCAGAAGCCAAAAUAAAAUCCCAAAAUGGAGGGGUGCUCCAUGUGCACCCCUGGCCACAGACUGCACUGGCUCAUCCCCGUCCCCGUCCCGAAAUGUCCAGGAUCAGGGAAGAUCCGGUGCUGAGAUCACACAUAAUCCAGGUAAAAUCCGUGGGAACAAAACUUAUUAAAAAAAACUUUUCAUGGAUGGAUGGAGUUGUGUUCAGAUGGCUCACCAGUUGACAAAAGAGAAAUCACGGGGUUUCUAACGUGACUGUGGAAUCUGUGGACUGUGUACGGCGGAUUUAUUUAAAGAAUCUAUGUUCGUUUUCACAUUUCUGAAUCUGUCUACAGUCCUUACGCCAUUAUUAAUUAAAUAAAAAAUAAGUUGGACCU